UCCCGUUAUUAUUUUCCGAAUUUGAAAUGUUAAUAUAUCUUUUUAAUUUUAUACUGUGAUCAUGAAUUCUCAGGAAUUUUCUCGAGAUAGUAUUGAUUUUUAUUCAUCACGAGAGAAAGAUAUAUGCAGGAUUCAACAUGAAACAUCUUUAACAUGGAAAGUUAUUACAAAAGAGAAUUUAAAUUUAAGAUAUGCCAGAAUGUUCUCUAAAUCUAUGGCAGAUUACAUAUUUUAUAGACUUGAAACUGAAAUCGAAUAUUUCAGUGGUGACUUAUCGAGAGUAAAAGUUUUCGGGAAGUGGCAUGAUAUUCCCCGUAAACAGGUUUCAUAUGGAGAGGAUGGAUUAUCCUACUCUUUUUCCGGAAAUCGGAUUCCUGCUGUGCCGUGGAAUAAAAGUCCAAUAGUAGCUGAAUUAAAGAACUGUGUUUCAAACAUAACUGGAGUUGAAUUUAAUUUUGUACUCAUAAAUAGAUAUAAAAAUGGAGAAGAUCAUAUGGGGGACCAUCGUGAUGAUGAAAAAGAACUUGUUCCAGAUGCCCCAAUUGCAUCAUUAUCUUUUGGUCAAAAUCGAGACUUUAUUUUCAAACAUAAAGAUUCAAGAGGAAAACAGGAUGAUUCUUUAAAACUGCUUCUAGAACAUGGCAGUCUUCUUUUAAUGGAAUGGCCAACAAAUAGACAUUGGUAUCACUGUCUUCCUGUUCGAAAAAAAGCCCUUAAUGCCAGAAUCAACUUAACAUUUCGAAAAAUGCUUCUCCAAUAAGCAUUUAAAAAUAUAUUUGUAUAAACCGUAAAAUAUUUUUAAGGAUCACUAGUAUAAGAUAAAAGUUAACAGUGAAAACUGAAUAAGGAUUAAAUUUAUGGAAUAUCUACAUUUAUUUUUUCAGCUAUUAUAUAUAAUAAAGUCAUUUCUUCAUAACAA
Messenger RNA from Parasteatoda tepidariorum (common house spider), 919 nucleotides. Its product is annotated as DNA oxidative demethylase ALKBH2. Gene Ontology annotation, biological process: DNA alkylation repair. The record is from RefSeq and is a predicted model, not a curated record. NCBI's taxonomy places the organism in Eukaryota, Metazoa, Arthropoda, Arachnida, Araneae, Theridiidae. Gene Ontology annotation, molecular function: ferrous iron binding; cytosine C-5 DNA demethylase activity; broad specificity oxidative DNA demethylase activity.